Molecule: messenger RNA, 1380 nt
Organism: Funneliformis caledonium
Lineage: Eukaryota; Fungi; Glomeromycota; Glomeromycetes; Glomerales; Glomeraceae
Source: the annotation of a GenBank genome assembly
AUGAGCAGUAAUGAUACUCUUGACUUUCCAAGUUUACCCAACCCUUUUGCGACAGAAUGUGACCAAAAUUCGACGGACACCAAUAGUAUUGGUACUUCUUUUAUGGUUAAAGGAGCACCACCAAAAGUAUUUUUUCCACCAAAAAUGUCUUUAACGAAGGAAUUAGAAUAUAAAAAGAAACGGCCUUUAUUAGAACAUAUAUCAACGUCUGUCGCUUCCUCACAUAAAUUACCACUUAUUCCGACUAAUUCACAUCCUCUUAAUCAUCAAACUACUACCUCACCAAUUACUCCAACAUGUUUUAGUAAAUUUCAUGAUAAUCAUGAAUUAUUUUCAGGUGGAAUUGAUAAACGACAUUCCUCAACUUCAUUAAAGGCUGAUAUAAAAAAUAUACAAAGUAAUGGUGGUAGUAAUAAAGAAAAGAUAAAAUUAGCUUUAACAAAAAGAAGAAGCAUGCCUCAAAUUAGUAUUAAUACUGAUUUAAAUAAACAAGGUCAACAAUUAAAAAAUGAUUUAUUAAAAGAAGACAGUGACGAAAGGAAAAUGGUUAUCGUGCAUGAAAUUAAACCAUCUGACACCAUAGCUGGCGUUGCUUUGUUUUAUGGAAUUGAGGCCAAUAAAUUAUGGACAAAUGAUUCAAUUCAUCAACGUAAAUUUUUAUAUAUUCCAAUUGAUCAAUGUUCAAUUAUUGAUGAUGAAGCAAAAGUAAUUGUUCAAGAUGAUCAUAUCUCAAUUAAAACAAAUGGAUUAUCGACUUCUGAUAAUACAACAAGACCUACAUUUUCACCAACAACUCCUUCAACUCCAUUUACAAUUUAUGAGAGAGAAUUAUUAUUCUGUACAUUGCCUGAACAUGCGAAUUAUGUUUAUAAUAUUCAUAACCAUCAUCAUUUUGGUGGAUGUUCCACUUCUUCAAUUGACUCUUCGUCUAGUUCAAUUUCAUCUACAUCAUCCGACAACAGUAAUAAUGGCAAUAAAUUUACAAGAGCCGAAAUUCAACAAUUACCUGCCGACCAACUGACUUUCUUUCCAACAAAAAGGAUUUCUCUAUCUCCCACUUCUACCAAUUCAUCCGCUCUUAAUACACCUCUAACAACACCAACGUUACCAUCACCAUUACCUGUAUCACAUAUAUAUCAUCAUAAGCAUAAUAUCUCAUUUCCUUUACCAACCAUGACGCAAGAUUCUAUUCAAAAUCCUAAACUCGUUGAUAAAUUAUUACAUAGUAUAGAUUAUGCAGGUGAAAAAUAUUGGAAAAGGAAUUUUGGUUCCGUAAAGGUGGGUAUGGGUAGAAGAAAAAGUGGUGGUAUAUUGAAUGAUAGGUAUGAUGUUAAAAAAGAUAACAUAACACCUCCUUUCACCAUGUUUCCCCUACUUUGA